Molecule: messenger RNA, 1308 nt
Organism: Strongyloides ratti
Lineage: Eukaryota; Metazoa; Nematoda; Chromadorea; Rhabditida; Strongyloididae
Product: Adenosylhomocysteinase
Exons: 1
Coding region: 1-1308 (435 amino acids)
Biological process (GO): L-methionine cycle
Cellular component (GO): cytosol
Molecular function (GO): adenosylhomocysteinase activity
Source: RefSeq, a predicted model, not a curated record
AUGUCAUGCAAACCAUCUUAUAAAGUUGCCGAUAUUUCCCUUGCCGAUUUUGGGCGUAAAGAAAUUGUUAUGGCUGAAAAUGAAAUGCCAGGUUUAAUGGCUAUGAGAAAAAAAUAUGGACCAAGUAAACCUCUUGCUGGUGCAAGAAUUGCUGGAUGCCUUCAUAUGACUAUUCAAACUGCUGUCCUUAUUGAGACACUUGUUGAACUUGGUGCUGAUGUACAAUGGUCAUCAUGUAAUAUUUUCUCUACUCAAGAUCAUGCUGCUGCUGCUAUUGCUGCUACUGGAGUUCCAGUUUAUGCCUGGAAAGGUGAAACUGAUGAGGAAUACCUUUGGUGUAUUGAACAAACUCUUAUCUUUAAAGAUGGACAACCAUUAAACAUGAUUCUUGAUGAUGGUGGUGAUCUUACUAAUAUUGUUCACGAAAAAUAUCCAGAACUUUUAGCUGGAAUUUAUGGUAUCUCUGAAGAAACUACAACCGGAGUUCAUAAUCUUGCUAAAAUGUUAGCUGAAGGAAAAUUAAAAGUUCCAGCAAUUAAUGUUAAUGAUUCUGUUACUAAAUCUAAAUUUGAUAAUCUUUAUGGUAUCAGAGAAUCACUUAUUGAUGGAAUUAAAAGAGCAACUGAUGUCAUGCUUGCUGGUAAGGUAGCAGUUGUUGCUGGAUAUGGAGAUGUUGGUAAAGGAUCAGCAGCUGCUCUUCGUGCUUUUGGAGCACGUGUUGCUGUUACAGAAAUUGAUCCAAUCAAUGCUCUUCAAGCAGCUAUGGAAGGAUAUGAAGUAACUACUCUUGAAGAAAUUGCUCCAAGAGCUAGUAUCAUCGUUACUACUACAGGAUGUAAAGAUAUUGUUACAGGAAAACAUUUCGAGGUUCUUCCUGAUGAUGCUAUCGUCUGUAAUGUAGGACAUUUCGAUUGUGAAAUUGAUGUUAAUUAUUUAAAUAAAAAUGCUAUUAAAGAUAACGUCAAACCACAAGUAGAUAGAUACACUAUGAAAAAUGGACGUCAUAUUAUUGUCUUAUCAGAAGGUAGACUUUGUAAUUUAGGUAAUGCAACAGGACAUCCAUCAUUUGUUAUGUCUAAUUCAUUUACUAAUCAAGUUCUUGCACAAAUUGAACUUUGGACAAAGAAAAAUACACAACAAGCUUAUAAACUUGGUUUAUAUGUACUUCCAAAAGCACUUGAUGAAGAGGUUGCUGCUCUUCAUCUUGAAAAACUUGGAGUUAAACUUACUAAACUUACUCAGGACCAAGCUAAUUACCUCGGACUUCCAAUUAAUGGACCAUUCAAGCCAGAUCAUUACAGAUAUUAA